GAAAAGCAAAAGAGGGCCUGUUAAAUCUUACGAUGAUUGGUUAGGACGCAUUUUAUGAAGGAGGUGCAAAUGACCUACUUUACUUAUGGGUUAAGUCAGUUGACCUAGAUACAAUAGAUGGCUGACCAGAUCUCAAGAUAGCAGAGGAGACAACAUCGCAAGGCAUGGACAUUGGUGCAAUUGUAAAGGAGGCAAGAUCUCCCUCCAAAGCUUUUAACCCAUUGUCGAGGGGUGUUGUCAUGAUGUUAUAGCCACCCUCUUCGACACUGACAACGAUAUAAAGAGCGAUAAAGGUGGUGGAAUGGUGAUGAUGGUAGUGGCGAUGGGGGUGAUGGUGACGAUGAUGUUUGUAAAGAGGGAAUCAGAGGCCUCUUAAGCCCAUUCACUAAGGUGACGUGAUGGAAAUGAUGGCAGUGGCGAUGGGGGUGAUGGCGACAGUGAUGUCCGUGGAGAGACUUAGAGUCAAAGGCCUCUUAGCCCAUUCAUUGGAGAGAAAAUUUUAACCUCCUCCGCCGCCGCCUCCUGCCCCUGCUACUCCUUCCCCUGUCGUUGACAUGGAAAGUGAUACAGCAGAAUGUUUCCCUACAGUGGAUAUUGCACCCUUCAUAGGCAGGGAUGAAAUGUUGCACAAGUCUCCAGUGAGGGAGCCCAUUGCAAAUGAAGGAGAUGCCAAUCUAGAGCCCAAUGUGGGUAUGGAAUUUGAGUCUGAACAGGAAGUGUAUUCAUUCUAUAAUGAAUAUGCUAGGCGUGUUGGCUUUGGUGUCACUAAAAGAUCCACCCGUUAUUCAAGGAGGGACAAAUCAAUAAUUGCUGGGUUUUACGUAUGUUCCAAGUAUGGUUUCAAGGCCGAGAAUGGAAAUAUCAAAAACCCACGACCGGUCACAAAGGUUGGUUGCAAAGCAAUGGUAAAAGCGAGGAGAAAAGACUCAGGAAAAUGGGAAUUGAUUGAGGUUAUCAAAGAACAUAACCAUCCUCUCACCCCAGAGAAUGUGCAUUUUUUUCGAUCACACAAAAAGAUUUGCGCACCUCAAAAGAGAAACUCACGCACUCCAGGAGUACAAACUGAUGAGUCCACACCACAAUCGAACAAGAAAACUGCAAUGAGCAAACAAUCUGAUGGAAUGAACAAUCUAGGAUUAACAGGCAAAGAUCGUAAAACUCCAGCAGAGAAAGAGCGGCGGAAGUUCCUUGCAGAAGGAGAAGUGCAAGCUAUUCUUGAGCAUUUCAUGCAUAUGCAUGUGUUGAAUCCUGCAUUCUUUUAUGCAACAGAAGUAGAUGAGGAACAGCAUCCAAAAAGUGUUUUUUGGGUUGAUGCAAGGUCUCGGACUGCUUAUACAUACUUUGGUGAUGUGGUUACCUUUGACACAACGUAUUUAACAAGCAAAUAUACUGUGCCGUUUGCUCCAUUUGUAGGAGUGAACCAUCAUGGACAGCCAGUGUUGUUUGGUUGUGCGCUUUUAGCAGAUAAGUCAAAAGAGUCCCUUGUUUGGUUGUUUAAGACAUGGCUUACAGCUAUGUACGGAAGGCACCCAAAGGCAAUAAUUACUGACCAAGAUAGGGUCAUAAAAGCAGCAGUCGCAGAGGUGUUUCCAGAAACCCGGCAUCGCCUUUGUUUAUGGCGCAUUAUGAAAAAGGUUCCAGAGAAAUUGGGUCAAAUAUGUAGAGCCAAUCCAACAUUCAAAGAUGAUUUUCAUGAUUGCAUAUAUGAUUCUCUGACAGUUGAUGAAUUUGAAAUGAGAUGGGACAAAUUGAUUAAUGAUUUCAAGCUUGGGAAGCACGCAUGGCUUCAAACAUUGUAUGAAGAUCGUCAACAGUGGGUUCCAGUCUUCUUGAAGGAUACGUUUUUUGCUGGGAUGUCUGUUUCACAUCGAAAUGAAAAUGUCAACUCUUUUCUCGAUGCAUACGUGAGUGGAAAAACGACAUUGAAAGAGUUUGUAGAUCAGUAUGAGGUAGCUCUAAAGAAACAGAUUGAGAGGGAAACCCAAGCGGAUUUUGAGACUUUCCACACACCACCGUCAUUGAGGUCACCGUCACCUUUUGAAAAGCAAAUGUCAUCAGUUUACACAAAAGACAUAUUCAAGAAAUUCCAAGAUGAGGUUUUUGGAAUGUCUGCUUGUUGUAUAAAUAUUGUGCAGCAGGAAGGGGCAUACACAAUGUUCAUCGUUAAAGAAUGGGAAGAUUUUGAGAAGAUGAAGGGAAGGGAUUACAAAGUUAUGUGGAAUGGGCAUGAAUCAAGAAUUUCUUGUAUUUGUCGUUUAUUUGAGUUCAAAGGCUUCCUUUGCAGACAUGCACUUGUAGUCCUCCUCACUGCAGGCGUACCAAAGAUCCCGUCGCAUUAUGUUCUGAAGCGUUGGACAAAGGAAAUGAAGAAUAGGCAUGUGUUGGAAGAAGAUUGUGCUGAACAGGCAUGUGUUGUUGAUCGCCCUGAAACUAUGGAACAGCGUUACAAUGACCUAUGCCAACGAUCCAUUAAAUUCGCAGAGGAAGGGUCAUUAUCCGAAGAGAGCUACAACUUUGCAUUGCACAUACUACAAGACUCCAUGCAAAAGCUUGUAGAUGCUCGUAAUUCUAUUGGGAGACUUGCACCCAGAAUUGAAACAAGUGUGCCCAGAAUUGAAACAAGUGGACCCAGAAUUGAAGCUAGUGGGCCCAGAAUUGAAGCUAGUGGACCCAGAAUCGAAGCUAGUGGUAGUCAUUACCGAGUCGAUGGAAGUCAAGCUAACAAUAUGGCAAACCUCUCAGUCCUACAACCUGCCAAUCAGUGUUACACACAAGAAAGUUGGCAACAUAUGGGACGAGAGGAUUUUGACCAUAUGGGUAGUAGUGAACCAGUCUACCACACGAGGAAGUUCUACCAAUAGGUGAAGCUUUUGGACAUGCUAUUGAAGGCAUUGCUGAAAGAUACACCAAGGGAGCUCAAGUCUUUCAUGGGUGAGCCAAGGAAGGCCCUUUGCAGGGAGCCCACCGCCACCCGCCCAUAUUAAGCUGGCAGAACCAUGUUAGAGAAUUGUCAGUGGGUGCCAGUAGUGGGUCAGCUUCCAUCUCAGCAUCAGAAAUCCCUUAUCAUCAGCAAAUGGGGAAGUAGUUGAUGUUGUCAUUAUUACGGGAUCUUGAAAGUGUAGUUAGGCUUGCAAAUAGGUCGAUGUACAAUGGAACUAACAUCAUAUAUAUUGCUAGGGCGUUUCUCGGUCAGUUUCAGUUUAGGAAUUUUAGCACUAAUGAAAGUGUGAUCAGAAGAUUCCACUGUUUUCUCAAGGUGCAUGUCAUAAACGUAGAUCCUACAGAGGCAUUCUUCUAAUCUAUCGAGAGUUUUAAGUUGUGUAGUUUUUAACUUUGGAAUGUAACCCUUUCUCUGGUGGGGUGUGCUGGGUGUGAUUCUUCUCCUUUACUGAUGUUA
Magnolia sinica is the source of this 3397-nucleotide messenger RNA. Its product is annotated as protein FAR-RED IMPAIRED RESPONSE 1-like. NCBI's taxonomy places the organism in Eukaryota, Viridiplantae, Streptophyta, Magnoliopsida, Magnoliales, Magnoliaceae. Bases 555 to 2861 code for a protein of 768 amino acids. The transcript is spliced from 5 exons. The record is from RefSeq and is a predicted model, not a curated record. Gene Ontology annotation, molecular function: zinc ion binding. Gene Ontology annotation, biological process: regulation of DNA-templated transcription.